Messenger RNA from Zootoca vivipara (common lizard), 1945 nucleotides. RefSeq names its product LDL receptor related protein associated protein 1 (gene LRPAP1). Gene Ontology annotation, molecular function: heparin binding; lipase binding; very-low-density lipoprotein particle receptor binding. Gene Ontology annotation, biological process: negative regulation of receptor internalization; negative regulation of very-low-density lipoprotein particle clearance. Gene Ontology annotation, cellular component: rough endoplasmic reticulum lumen; plasma membrane; endosome. Lineage: Eukaryota; Metazoa; Chordata; Lepidosauria; Squamata; Lacertidae. The record is from RefSeq and is a predicted model, not a curated record.
GCUCCCCCUUCGGCGCGUCUUCCUUCCCCGUCUGUCUCGGCGAUGCUGCUCCGGGCGCGGCUCCUCCGGGCGCUGCUGGCGGCGCUGGCCGUGCAGGCGGCGGCGGGAGGCAAGUACUCGCGGGAGGCCAACGAGGAGAAGGCGGCGGCGGCGGCGGAAUUCCGCGUGGUCAAGCUGAGCCAGGUGUGGGCGAAGGCGCAGCGGCUCCACCUCUCUGCUGUUAAAUUGGCAGAGCUACACAGCGAUCUAAAAAUUCAGGAGAAGGAUGAGCUGAGCUGGAAGAAACUGAAGGCCGAAGGGCUGGAUGAAGAUGGAGAAAAGGAGGCCAAGCUCAGGCGCAAUCUAAAUGUGAUUCUGGCCAAGUAUGGAAUGGAUGGGAAGAAAGACACGCUGCUGGGAGUCACAAACUACGUCAAAGACAGCCUGGAGAACGAUGUGCUUGAUGAUCCCCGGCUGGAGAAGCUCUGGAACAAGGCCAAAACUUCAGGGAAGUUCACCGACGAAGAGCUGGACAAGCUGUGGAGGGAGUUCAGGCACCACAAAGAGAAGGUCCGAGACUACAACCUCCUGCUGGAGACCGUCAGUCGGACGGAAGACAUCCACAAGAACAUGAUUGCCGGCCUGGAAGAGGAGGAGGUUCCCCGCAAGCACGACCUGCUGCACCAGAAGCACUCUGAGCUCAAGGAGAAGCUGCACAGCAUCAACCAGGGCUUUGAGCGGCUGCGCAGGGUCACCCACCAGGGCUAUGACGACUCCAGCGAAUUUGAGGAGCCCCGAGUGAUUGACUUGUGGGAUCUGGCUAAAUCCACCAAUUUCACCGAGAAAGAGCUUGAGUCGCUUCGGGAAGAGCUCAAACACUUUGAAGCGAAGGUGGAGAAGCACCACCAUUACCAGAAGCAGCUGGAGAUUUCGCACCAGAAGAUGAGGCACAUCGAAGGGAUGGGAGACGAGGAGCAUCUCAGCCGCAACAAGGAGAAGACGGCCAUGCUGGAGGAGAAGACCAAGGAGCUGGGCUACAAGGUCAAGAAACACCUUCAGGACUUGUCCACCAGAAUUUCCAGAGGCCUUCAGCACAAUGAACUUUGAAACCUCCUUGUCCUCAUAGGAUCCUUGUACAUUGAUCAAAAUCAGUAUAUCCCGAGGUUUAUAUAAUUACCUAAAAUCCCGAUGCAAAUUGUCUUUGGUACAGCCGCCUCCUCCUCCUCCUCGUUUCUCUCCUAAUCAUUCCGAUAACUCUGGGCCCGCAGGCCUCAAAGCAGAGCAGAAGGCUUUGAAGUGAGAGAGAGGGGGGGGUGGAAGGAAAGGGAAGGUUCACUUGACUGCUAGGAAGCGUCUUGGCAGGUGGGGAGAUUGCUAAAGAUUUUCAUGCACGGUGUUAAUUUCUCCUCCUGAAUAAAGGAGCCUAGAGGAACUGGGAUAAGGUGUGCCUUUGCUGUGGCACCUGCAAGGACCAAGCUGUUGUGUGUGUGCAAAGUGUGCGGUGCAAAAGGACCCCGGAGCGAACGGCCAAAUAGGCAAAAUCUCUUCUCCCCCCCCCUUCCUCAUCCUCCUCUUUCCUAUAGCCAGCAGAGGAGGAGAGGGGGCCUGUUGCUGCUGAGUCCUCCACCUGCGAUUCUCCCCAAGUUGUCUUCUUCUCCCCCCCAGCCUCUGCCCCUCCUCACCUGCCGAGAGCGUUGGGCAGACCUUUCUCUCUGAGUGUGGGGCUGGCUGGCUCCUGGGGAAACCGCGGCUGCCUGUGGGGUGUUUUCCCUUGAGAGCAUGUUGGGACCUGGGGGGAGUUCCUUGCUUAAGGACCCUGAUGAGGGAGAAGAGAGGCUGCCAGGGAGGGGGGGAGGAUUUGUAGGAAGGAAAGCGUUGCACUGCGAGAAAUUACACUGAGUGGUUUGGGCACUGUUCUUUCAUUCCGUGUUUCUGUUACGUUUUGGGAAAUAAAUGGUCCAACGAA